UGAUUGUUAUAUCUAUUGUGCGCAGAGAGAGAGUGGCAUGGGGGCAGUGUUAACUCUGAAGAAUACAAAGAAAUACAAAAAAAGUAUCUGCAAUCUGGAACAUGCUAUUUUUGAUACAGUAAAAAUUUUGUGUUAAACCGUUUGCCUUUGGCAAUGGAUUUGGAACUAGGAAGCACACUAAUUCCUCGUGGCUCAUGAAAGCGACUCACCUAUGACGAGUUCUGUAUGUCAACAAUUUCACCAUGACCAAGCACACCAGCGUGUAUUACCCGGCUGCCGUACGUGAGUGUCCGAGAUACCAGGUGGCUUUCCGCCAUACGCGACUACGAAAGAAGAUGAACUCCUUGUCAACAAUGACGCCUCAGCUCCUACUACUCAACGGGCAGCAGCAUCAUUCCCACGCUGCCAACAAACUACAGAUACUUUCAAAAGUUUUGCUGCUCGAAGCUACUCGGAACAAGCUGGUAAAAGAGCUUCGCAUCAUUACAAACAAGGUAUAUGAAGAUGUCAACAUUUUCCUGAUGUCACCUUUUUCAACAAGUGUCUUUGAAGCUAUCUCAAAGGCUUUAAAUGAGAAAUGUCAAUCAAUUGAAAAAUUAUCAGUUCUACUGAAGGACCUAACAUUUGAGCCUAAAAUGUGUCUGCAGCCUUUUCGCAAAAAUAGGGUGAUGACAAACCAAUGUCAACCAUUAGGAGUCAAAGGGCUCCUGUACGCUGAUGCACUCAGGUUUGGGCCUAUGUUACAGAACUCCAUGAGGGCCAGUUCUUUCGUCAAAGGUUUUCAGGUGUUUAGAGCUAGACUUACCUUUCAGUCGCUGACAGGAUUCCUCAUCCCCCAGCUCCCAGGAGUGCAGAUGGAUAAAAUUCCUGUACAGAAUAGCUCUGUUGGGACUGUCAUCUCUUCAUUAAGCCAUAACUCUGAACAGCAAGAAAUAGAAAUAUGUUGUGAGGAGAAAUGCAAACCAGAGACUGUGGUUGUUCCUGCAAAAUGCCAACCAGCGACUGUGAUUGUUCCUCUAAAAUGCCAACCAGAGAAUGAGUUUGUUUCUGCUGCCCUCACUAAGAGCCCUAAGGUCAUUACCGACCCAACUCUGACUUUUUUUCGUGGGCCCGGGGAUGUUGUAUAUGUGCAACACAAAAAACAAACAUCCACCCAACUACUGCACUUCCUACGAGCAAAACCCAUAACCGUAGAGGCAAUGGAGGUCUCUUUCAUUGAGCUAAGCAAGUGCUCAUCACAGCUCAUGCGGCCCUCUGUGGAAACACAAGGUACUCCUAUCAGGCAUGCGUCACAUGAGCAGAUUGAUGCCGCAGCUCCAGAAACACUGCUCACAGAUACAGUAAACCAAGCUCCUGUUUUCAGGGUCAAACGGGCCGAGCCAAAUGGCUCGCUUACAUAUGCUUGUGUAAUUGCAACCAAGACUGAAUUGUGGGAUUUCAGAGAUGUUGAUACAGUUGUCACAGCAGAAGGGGCCCAAGGAAAAGCCAAUAUCUGGUGCUCUGACAACAAAGAUUGGCAAAGUGAAAAGUCUGAGGACGACAAGGCCUGCAUGACUAAACCCCUAACACUCCUGUGUGAAAAUUCUGAAAAUGAAUAUAAAUAUUCAGAUUCUGCAAAAAAGCCCCAAACAGAGUCUCCAAACAUUCCACAAUUCCAGGUACGAAGAUUUGAGGAACCCGAGGUUGUUGUGUCUCAUAUUGUGAGUCCAAGCAACUUCUACAUUCAGCAUGCAGACUCCAUCGCUAAGAUGCAGGCGCUUGUUACUGGCAGCUGGGAACCCAGUAGUUCAUAUGCUGAGCAGAACUGCAUUCCAGACAUCGGAGCCCAUGUAAUAGCCUGGUUCCCUAAGCAAGAACAAGGGUGCAGGGCUCAGGUGACAAAGAUAUGUGGCGUGAGCACAGAUGAUGCCACUGACGGAGCCAAGGGUGAGACUUCCAUCAAGGUGGAGGUGAGGAGGCUGGAUCACGGCGACACCGAUUGUGUAUCACUGUGUAACCUCACGGAGAUGAGCCCAGAAAUGUGCAACUUACCACUACAGUCAAUGAAAGUCUCACUGGCAAAUGUUAUUCCAAUAAAUGGGACAGACUGGUCUGAGGAAGCAGUGGAUUGGUUUAGAGCGAUGGUGCACAACCGGAUGUUCUACGCCCGAAUUUACACACAUGGGCCUGGCUUGUCAGUCGAGCUUUACUUUGAAAAGGGGAAACUUGGAGCUAUGAGGAGGGGCCCGCCAUUAUCUUUGCGACUAGCCCAUAACGGACAUGCCAAACACAGCAAACUGAAGAAUAUUAGUUUACCAAAAAACAACCAUGUUCGGGUCCAACUGAGAAAACAGGAUUCAGACUGGGAGAAGUAUCUCAUCUCAUGCUACACUCAGCGGAAAUACUACUGGCUAAGCCUGCCACAGAUCUGUGGAUGUGAAUAUUUACGAUGUUGUUGGGUUUUGUAUUUUUCAGCUCUGGAGUCAAAAAUGAACUGGGGGUCCUUUUACGCCGUGAUCAGCGGCGUAAACAGGCACUCAACGGGCAUCGGACGUAUAUGGCUCUCCGUCAUCUUCAUUUUCCGUAUCUUCGUCCUGGUGGUUGCAGCGGAGAGCGUUUGGGGGGACGAGAAGUCCGGCUUCACCUGCAACACCCAACAGCCCGGCUGCAACAGCGUCUGCUACGACCAGUUCUUUCCCAUCUCGCACAUCCGCCUAUGGGCACUCCAGCUCAUCCUGGUGUCCACCCCAGCUCUCCUUGUGGCCAUGCAUGUGGCCCAUCGGCGCCACAUUGAAAAGAAGAUCCUAAAGCGGGCAGGCCGUAACAGUCCUAAGGAGCUGGAGCACAUCAAGAACCAGAAGUUUCAAAUCACCGGAGGUCUGUGGUGGACGUACAUGAUCAGCAUUGUCUUCCGAAUCCUCUUUGAGGUUGCUUUUCUCUACAUUUUCUACAUGAUCUACCCUGGCUUCAGGAUGGUGCGCUUGGUGAAGUGCGAUUCAUACCCGUGCCCCAACACAGUGGACUGUUUUGUGUCCAGGCCCACAGAGAAGACCAUUUUCACCGUCUUCAUGCUGGCCGUGUCUGGAGUGUGUGUGUUGCUCAACCUGGCCGAGCUGGUCUACCUCGUAGGCAGGGCAUGCAAACGAUUCUUUCGCCGCUCUGAGGAAGAGUCCAAAAUGGACUGGAUGAGUCAGAAAUUGUCUUCCUACAAAAUGAGACCAAUCAGCUGAUAGUAAACUAUUUUUACUGUGAGAUAAAAGAGAGAGGGGUGAGAGGAUAGGGAGAGAUUUGUCUCAAAAUUAUUUACACAAAUGUAUUCGUGCUUUACACGUUUUUCAGAUCCACAAAUAUAUCUGCGAUUUCCACAUUUUUCAGAUCCACAAAUAUAUCUGCGAUUUACAUUUUUCAGAUCCACAUAACUGUAUAUUCGUGAUUUACACAGGAUUUUCAAGUCCACAAAUAUAUCAGCGAUUUACAUGUUUUUUAAUCUUGUGUGUACAUUUAUCAUGACUUAUCAUUUGUAAAUAUUCAGUUCUGCUUGUGAAUUGUUGAAGCUGCUUUUGUGGAUCAGCGGGCUCGCACAUUUAUUUUUGAGACAAACGUAACGCUGUGUUCAAGAUAUUCACACACACACAAGUUGAAAAUAUUCACACGUGGGAAGUCCCGUCCCUCCAUCCCCUAGGCGGCAGUAUUGCUGUCUCCGUUGAUGACUUGACAAGUAAUUUUGAUGGAAAUCCAACAGUUAAGCGUGAUUUAAAAAAAAAAUAAUAAUAAAAUUUUAUAAUUUGGAUUUUGAAAUGUCACAUCAGAUUUUUAUGAAUGGGGUUUAAUUGGUGUCCUGGGGUCGUCUACUAUCCCACAUAACUGGUUUGGUUGUGGGAUAGCUAAGGGAUUUUUUUACAUAAUCUUUUAAUCACGGUCAAUGGCAGAAUUAUGGCGGUUUAAAAUUAGCUUAAUUUUACAAUGAAACUUCAGAACCUUCCUGGAUGCAAUCCUAGCACAGUGUUUUUCUCUCAGUGGUGGACUCGUUUCCAUAUAACAGAGAGUAUUUUGUUUCAUUAUUUUAGAUCCAAAGCAUUAAUGUCUACGUAUUAUUUGUCAUGCUUUUAUUUUUAAAUCGGCCCAAGCAGCUCGUUGCUGGCGUAUUACCGUAUUGCAUAGUCUAAACAAUCUUUGGGGCGCCUGGCUCGGCUUCAUCUUUACAACUGGGGACUGGCCUGACCGCAGUGGUUUACUGGGGAUUUCAGCAGGGUCAGACCAUAGACUGUUGGAUUCCCAUAAAAAUAACAGUCAAGUCAUCAACGGAGACAGCAACCCUGCCGCCUAGCGGCUGGAGGGACGGGUCUUCCCACAGGUGUGAUUAUUCUCAGUGUGAAUAUCUUGAAAACUGUGUUAUGUUUGUCUCAAAAAUAAAUGCGCGCGCCUGCUGAUCCACAAAUGCACCUUCAACAAUUUACAAGCAGAAUUGAAUACUUACAAAUGAUAAGUCAUGAUAAAUGCACACACAAAAAAAACCGUGUAAAUCGGGGAUAUAUUUGUCGAUCUGAAAAACGUGUAAAUCACGGAUAUAUUUGUGUAAAUAAUUCUGAAACAAAUCUCUCCCCAUACGAGGGAUUCUAGAUUCUGACACAGCCCUUCUUCCCCCUUUCAAACUACUAAACAUCCACUGAGCAUGUUGCUCAGCAUUCAUGCCACACUGUUUAUAUGCAGUUUAAAAUAGUAUACAUAUCAUAUUUAUUGUAUGAAUUGUCUGUCAGCAACAGUUUUUUAUUUUCAAUUUUUACUGACAAGCUGUAGUUUCAUCAUGUCUUGAGGAUAGAUGAAGAUUCAUUUAUCCCGAUUAGUCCUAGUCCAUGUUUGAAAUAAAACCAUUUACAAUUUG
Phyllopteryx taeniolatus (common seadragon) is the source of this 4861-nucleotide messenger RNA. RefSeq lists its product as uncharacterized. Gene Ontology annotation, biological process: cell communication. Lineage: Eukaryota; Metazoa; Chordata; Actinopteri; Syngnathiformes; Syngnathidae. The transcript has 11 exons. Gene Ontology annotation, cellular component: connexin complex. The coding region runs from base 243 to 3209 and encodes 988 amino acids. The record is from RefSeq and is a predicted model, not a curated record.